UGCAUAGACGUGGCUCAUCUCGUGCGAACCUAUUUUCAUACUAUUGAAAUAUGCAGGUCGAUGACUGUCCGUCAUUGGCGGAGAGGCUAGUGACGUCAUGUAGCAGUCCGGCCAGUGUUUUGAGAAUGGGGAAAGUUUUUCAGUGCGUUGACGAGACGCUGCUGGAGACUCCUCUCAUCUGACUGAACGCUGUAUAAACAGCGCGCUGAAUGACUUCAGCUUAACGUCUUAUGGCCUCUCAAAUCCUUUUAAGCAGCACUGUUAUUUUUCUUUAUUAACUACUGGAAAUAUCACCAUCACCACCAAAGGACGGAUCCAUGCGCCAAGGCAGGAUCGUUAUUUUCUCAUAGAUAAGGUGCAGCUCUGACUGAGAUGGCUGUGUUACUGCGCUGCCACAGGACAGUUGGCUGUUGGCUAUUGGCUGUGGCCUUUUGUUUCCUGCCUUGCAUUGCUUCCUCCCUAAGCCUGGAGGAUCCCAACGUCUGCAGCCACUGGGAGAGUUACUCUGUGACAGUGCAGGAGUCGUAUGCUCAUCCUUUUGAUCAGAUUUAUUACACCAGCUGCACCGACAUCCUAAACUGGUUCAAGUGCACCAGACACAGGGUGAGCUAUCGGACAGCAUAUCGUAGAGGAGAGAAAACCAUGUAUCGGAGAAAGUCCCAGUGCUGCCCAGGCUUCUACGAGAAUGGAGAGAUUUGUGCUCCUCAUUGUGCAGAGAGCUGUGUUCACGGCCGUUGUAUGGCCCCCAACACCUGCCAGUGUGAACCGGGCUGGGGGGGCUCCAACUGCUCCAGCGCUUGUGACAGUAACCACUGGGGUCCCCACUGCAGUAACAGAUGUCAGUGCCAGAACGGAGCACUGUGUAACCCCAUCACUGGAGCCUGUAUCUGCACUCCUGGAUACCGAGGUUGGCGCUGUGAGACCCAGUGUGAAGUGGGCACCUAUGGAAAUGGAUGCCAACAGAAAUGUCAAUGCCAGAAUGGUGCUGCCUGUCAACAUGUGACUGGAGAAUGCCGGUGCUCACCAGGAUAUACUGGAGCUUUCUGUGAAGACCUCUGUCCUCCAGGUAAACAUGGGCAACAGUGUGAGGAGAGAUGUCCAUGUCAGAAUGGAGGAGUGUGUCACCAUGUGACUGGAGAGUGCUCCUGUCCUGCAGGAUGGAUGGGUUCAGUGUGUGGCCAGCCGUGUCCAGAGGGGAGAUUUGGACAAAACUGUUCCCAGGAAUGUCAGUGUCACAACUACGGCUUUUGUAUUUUGUCCACUGGACAGUGUCUCUGCACCCCUGGAUACACAGGAGAACGGUGCCAAGACGAGUGUCCAAUUGGUACUUAUGGUGCUGGCUGUGCAAAGACUUGUCGCUGUAAGAACAACAGCAAGUGCUACCACACCAAUGGAAUGUGUCUGUGUGAGCCAGGAUACACAGGCGAGAUCUGUGAUGUCCGACUAUGUCCUGAAGCACACUAUGGCCUCCGGUGUGAUAGGAAGUGUCCAUGCUACACCCAGAACACACAAAGCUGCCACCCAAUGUCAGGGGAAUGUACAUGUCAGCCUGGUUGGUCAGGCCUCUACUGCAAUGAGACGUGCACUCCAGGAUUUUAUGGCGAGUCAUGCCAGCAGGUGUGCCAGUGCCAGAAUGGUGCUGACUGCCACAGUGUGACUGGAGAGUGUAUCUGUGCUCCAGGCUUCACGGGUCCCAACUGUUCAGUCCCCUGCCCAGCAGGGAAAUAUGGUGUGAACUGCUCCUCCAGCUGUAACUGUAAGAACAGAGCUCAGUGUUCACCUGUGGAUGGAUCUUGUUCCUGUAAACCAGGGUGGCAUGGAGUGGACUGCUCCAUCAACUGUCCCAGUGGAACGUGGGGUUUGAGUUGUAAUCUCACCUGUAUGUGUGGGAAUGGAGGUUCAUGUAACGCCCUGGAUGGUCACUGUACCUGUGCUCCUGGCUGGAGAGGAGAGAAGUGUGAACUCCACUGCCAGGAUGGUACCUAUGGUCUUGACUGUAAAGAACGCUGUGACUGCAGUCAUGCUGAUGGAUGUCACCACUCUACUGGUCACUGCCGCUGUCUGGCUGGAUGGACUGGUAUCCACUGCGACAGUGUGUGUGCAGAGGGCCGCUGGGGCCCAAACUGCUCCCUCCCCUGUAACUGUAAGAACGGAGCUUCAUGCUCUCCGGAUGAAGGAACCUGUGAGUGUGCUCCAGGAUACAGAGGCACCACCUGCCAGCGGAUCUGCUCUCCAGGUUACUUUGGUCACCGCUGCAGUCAGACAUGUCCACAGUGUAUCCACAGUAAUGGACCGUGUCACCACGUUACAGGACAGUGUGAUUGUCUGCCGGGUUUCAAAGGGGCGCUGUGCAACGAGGUGUGUCCCAGUGGUCGCUUUGGGAAGAACUGUGUCUGGAUUUGCAGCUGCACCAACAAUGGCACCUGUAACCCCAUCGAUGGCUCCUGUCAGUGUUACCCAGGAUGGAUUGGCAGCGACUGCUCCCAGCCGUGUCCGCCAGGUCAGUGGGGACCCAACUGCAUCCACACAUGUAACUGUCACAACGGAGCCUACUGCAGUGCCUAUGAUGGAGAAUGCAAGUGCACCCCAGGAUGGACCGGCCUCUACUGCACACAACGCUGUCCUUUAGGUUUCUAUGGGAAGGAUUGUUCUCAGACCUGCCAGUGCAGGAAUGGAGCUGAUUGUGACCACAUCUCUGGACAGUGCACCUGUCGCACUGGCUUCAUGGGACGUCACUGUGAACAAAAGUGUCCUCCUGGUUCAUAUGGUUACGGCUGUCGUCAGGUCUGUGACUGUCUAAAUAACUCAACCUGUGAUCACAUGACUGGUACAUGUUACUGCAACCCAGGCUGGAAGGGAGCUCGCUGUGACCAAGCUGGUGUGGUGGUGGUGGGCAGCCUCAACAGUUUGACGAGUGCAGCCAUGCAGGUGGACACCUACCAGAUUGGAGCCAUCACAGGAAUCAUCAUCCUGGUGCUGCUGGUGCUCUUCCUCCUACUCCUCUUCAUCAUCUAUAGGAAGAAGCAGAAGGGCAAAGAGCAAACAAUGCCGGCUGUGACCUACACUCCUGCUAUGAGGGUCACUGCUGAUUAUACCAUCACAGAUGCUCACCCACCAAUAUGUGAGGCCCACCCCAGUAACUACUUCUCCAACCCAAGCUAUCACACUCUGACUCAGUGCAUCAGCCCCCCACAUGUAAACAGUGGUCCAUAUGGAAAGGCCAUGAACAAAAAGCUGUUUGUGAAUUUGAAGAAUGUGGAUCAGAGAAAAGGGGUUCCUCUAGUGGAACAUAGUGGCACACUGCCUGCAGACUGGAAACAAGGAGACUGCUUCAAUGAACUGGGAGCCUAUGGAAUUGAUAGGAGAUACAUGGGGAAAUCGCUACGAGAUCUGGUGAACGGUACACCCUAUCAUGCCAGUUCCUGUUCCCUCAACAGCUCUGAAAACCCAUAUGCCACGAUAAAAGACCCUCCCCUACUUACAGCCAAAAACACAGAGUGUGGCUAUGUGGAAAUGAAGUCACCAGCCAGACGGGAUUCACCAUACGCUGAGAUCAGCAACAACAGCCCCAACAAUAACCGGAAUGUCUAUGAAGUUGAACCAACUGUAAGCACCGUCCUGCCCACUGGAGACAGCAAUGGCCACUUACAGUUUGGUCAGGAUCCAUACGAUCUACCAAAAAACAGCCACAUCCCCUGUCACUACGACCUCUUACCAGCCAGAGAAAGUCCAUCGUCAGAGCUCAAGGACUUGGACAGUGAAUGAUGGCACACAGACUCCAUACAGAUAUCCGGUCUUUCCUCCAGUCAACAGCUCCAGUGCUGGAUGUUCCACAAACACUUUAUACCCAUGUCACUUGUUUUUAACUGUUAUACUUUGACAUUAUCAGUUUAAUUAUGUAUUUUGACUUCUUUCUCAACAAAGUGGGUAUAUAAGAGUUUGAAGGUUAGUUUGAAGGUAUAACUGUUAUAUUUUGUAGCAAUUUCUGAACUGCAUCGAAGUCUUCAUAGGUCAUUCCAUAUGUCUGGGAGGUAAGCUUUGUUUAAGGAAUGCUUCGAAAAAAACAGUUUGUAUGAUGUGUUGUCUAACCUUUGCUAACAGCAAAAGUGUUUCAACCAUUCCAAAUGGCCACACUCAAAGGCAGGCAGAAAAGCCUUCUUUCACAGCCUCCUUCUGAUUGCCUCCCUGGUCUCUCUCCAAGAUCUCUAUGUCUUUUGCAUGUCUUGUAGUCUCAGUGCAACACAUUGUACAAAUGGCAAUAACGCACGCAUUCAGAUAGUGGCAAAGCAUUUGUCGUGAUGAACUUGGUUGUACAGAUGAAAAGUGACCUGCCUCCUUGUCAUACCUCUGAACACCUGGCUAAUUGCUGCAUAAAAGUGAUUGUUGGAUUGUUUGAUUCGGAAAGUUAAAAAAACUGUCAGAGGCAGCCACACCCAAUUCCUAUGUCAUAAAAGGGGUUUCAGAUGCUGUUCAAUGAUCACAGCACUUGUUUCAAGCAUACUGAAGCCUUUAUAAUGUUUGUGUAUAACAUUCAAUACCAAUCCAAUCUCUACGUUUGUAACAACCACAUUAGAAAAUGGUUAAUUUUACUGAAUAUUAGCAAUUGUAUCAAAGAUUAGAUAUUUGUUUUAUUUCAUGAAGAAGAGUAUCAGAGUCAAGCUGCUGACCACAAUAAGCAUGAAGGUUAGUGCUAUGUACUAGCAUUCCCCUACAGACACACAAACUGAGUUUCUCAUAUUAGAGCCACUGGCCAAGCUACAAAACAGGCAUCCAUACAGAAACUCUCUUAAAGGUCCAUAAAUGUUCUUCCAGUGACUGUCAAAAACUUUCCAGCAGACACAGAGAGUCUGACCACUGGCUUUACAAUCACUGUCCAUGCUAUACUGUGCGGUGGUCUCUCCUGUGUCUCCUGACCCUCCGUUUCACACACUACCUAGCCACAAGACCACAACCCCUAAAGUUGUUGCUCCCUCACUCCUCUGUUGCAUUUUUUAGUUAGUUUAGUUUAGUUUUAGAGUGUAGUUACCCUUUAAGAAAACAAACUGCGGAAAAAGUUAAGAAGUCAUCUAACUCCACCUCUUCCUACUAUCUCAAGCUGCUUGUUAAAAAGCUACAGAUAAUCCGUGCCUCUGCGAUGGAAAAAUAAGUAGAGCCCAUACGGCAACAUUGCCUGAAGAGACUCUUGAGGGGCACUACAGCAAGCAAGAUGAGUCAAAUGAUAGUAGCUGAGCUACCUUCUAACAGUACAAAUAAUGUCAGCCUGGUUAGCAAGGCUACUGAAGAGUAGCGUGCAGAUAACCUUCCCUCUGUCACAUGACCCAUGUCUUGCAUGUUGUGGUCCUGUAUAGAGUAUCCCACAUUGUUUUUUUUUGGCUGGAGACCAUGUUUUUUUGACAGUCUGCCUAAUUUGUAUGCCAUGAUCCAAUUACACUGCUGGCACAAGAUAGAAUAAAUAUAACAACAACACCCACUUUUCAAGCAUUUGUCCCAGCCUCCCAAUGGGAAUGCUAUUCAGUAAUUAUAAUGAAAGUCCCUUUUGAUAUUCUGAAAAUAAACACUUCAAAUUGGUAUUUGUAAAAUUUUGCCAUGCCAGAAUUUAGGCUACAGGGUCUGACACUAAACACUGAAAUUAUCUGGUUAAUCGUUUCAUGUAUAAAAUGUCAGAAAUUUGGUAAGAAUGCUUAUCUCUAUUCCCCUAUAUCCUGAUAUAUUUCUGAUGAAGUACUGAAAAUAAGUUAAAUACAUUUUUUUGUUUUGUUUGUUUGCUCAGUGUUGAUGUACUGAAUAACUUUGUGUUAUGCAUGAAUGGAGUGUUAUAUAAUACAUUAUUUUAAGUUCUGUGUGAAAGUAGACAGAGCAUGCAGCAUGGUGAACAUUACUACUACAAGAUGGUAGCAAACAUAGGAAUUCCAACCAAUGUGUAGAUCAGCCCAGUGUUGUUCAGAAGGCACUUGUAUCCCUUUCCAAUGCAGAAUCCAUAACCUCGGGCUACACAAAAUACAACUUAAACAACCAUGUACAGUUCCUUUUAUUUCCACGGCAAUUUGCAAACUGGGAGGAUUCAGAUAUAUACCAUCAGAAAGGCAAAAGUGACACUCGCCUCAUCAUUUUUGCAAGGAACUUAACCACCCAUAACUUGGGGCUUCCCCUGAUCUAAACUUUUAAGAGCCUUGUGAAGCUUUGGUACUAGGCUCUUCCUUAUACAAUGGGGUCCAAAAUUCUGAGGCCACUUUCCAAUUGAAAGUUUUCUCAUACUUUCGGACCCCAUUGUACACCCACUGUAUUUAACAAACCGGGGACACUUUUAAAUGGCCAAAGCAAAGGAGGUAAUUGGUUGUUGGACAGACAACAUUAAAAGGGGAGGCACUAAUAUUGUUACUGAUUUUCUUUCUUAUUUAUGUGAAGAUGUUUAUUGCUGAUGAAGAAUCCAUGGCACUGUGGGACAGUCACAAGCCAUUUGAUGGCCCAAAAUGGCAAAACCCUGCACACUAAACUACAUUUUUUUGUUUGGCUGUGUAUGUGGUUCAUCUUUUGGUUUCUAACAGCUGACUCCAGCUCCUUUUAAAAUGCCUCCUUUCACCACUAGUGAGAGCAUGGACAUGUUGGUUUGUCUAACAGGUGUUUCACUGUUUUUGGUAGUCCAGCUCCUUACAGUAGUGAAAUGGUGGUUACGACAUAUGGGCUUGACCAGUCACAACUGACAGCACUGCCCCAAUAAGUGCCUUAACCUUGUAUUUAGUAUCACCUUCUGAGCAGAUUCAGUAUUACAAACAGUGGAAAUAAAAGCAGUGCUUGUGACAAUGGCUACAUGUUAAAAUACAUUAUAUCAUAUUAAGUUUCAGCAGUGUUGGUUUAUCCAACGAAUAUUCUCCGCUGUUUUUUCUCCUUUCACAAAAAGUAUUAGCUCCAUACAAAUGCAGAGGUAACAUGGUGGCUAUUGUUAUGUUUGUUGCUUAACCAAUCGCGACUGACAUCACUGCUGACAAUUCCUGGAAGUCCCUUGAACAGUUAGUAUCACCUCCUGAGCAGUGCCCAAAUUUAGCUCCAGGGACUUGUCCCCAAAGCAGGCAUUCAGUCCACAACUAGGAUUCAUGACCUGUUAGUUUCCACCAUUGACUAUAUUUAGGUUGAAGAACCCGACAAAAUAUAUUUGCUCAGUGUGAUAAGAAUUCCACAAUAACAUGAUCACAUCUUCAUCAUGUUAUUACCACUUCAGUAUACAUCCUCAUGUCACCAGAUUAACACAGUCAUCUGUACAUUAAGACUAAGUCAAUGACACAGUUGCUGAUCUUUAUUACACUGCAAUUUAAAGGGCUCAGCAUAUCUAAUGAAAAGCAAGCUUAAGCUGGACUUUUGCUUAAUUGCAUAAUUGUAACAGGAACAGUUCACAUUAAUCAGUUAUACACAUGGUCAUAUUUCACAGAAAAUUGUUCAGAAAAAUGUCACUUUUAAAUUUUAGUUUGAUUGUGGUUUUUCUUUUUGUCUUUCCUGUAUUCUGAAUGGCCUAAAAUAGCAAAAAAUCUUAAACUAUUCUGAGCGUAUUUGUUUGUAAAAUAAUGUAUAUAAUUUGAUCAGUACUGAUGUAAAAAUGUUUAUAUCACCCAGUGUCUUGUGUCUGAAAUUGAAAACAGGAAUAAAUAUGGCAUUUGUGUUAAUGAUUAUAUAAACUUGGAGACUUGAGACUCUUAUCCUCUAUAGAUACAGGAUUUUUUUGUAAUCUUUUCUCUCUCUAAUCUGCCAGAAUACUGUAUAUUUAAAUGACCACUAAAGAUGUUUGCUCUGAAAGGAAUGGUUGAGAUUUUUCCAAGCAUCAUCUAUUUUUUGGCUCUUAAUUGGUACUUUAAUCCUCCAGUUGGAGAAUAGAUUAGACACAAGCUUCCACUGCACUCUUCUCAAUAAGGUGACAAUGAUUUAGCCACUAACACCAUGGGAUUCUAUCUAUUAUGCUUUUUCGGGUCUUGUUUUUCAUU
Molecule: messenger RNA, 7970 nt
Organism: Xiphias gladius (swordfish)
Lineage: Eukaryota; Metazoa; Chordata; Actinopteri; Istiophoriformes; Xiphiidae
Gene: megf10
Product: multiple EGF-like-domains 10
Exons: 25
Coding region: 373-3765 (1130 amino acids)
Molecular function (GO): scavenger receptor activity; protein binding
Source: RefSeq, a predicted model, not a curated record